AUGGCUUCUACAUCAGUGGUUCACUCAUCUUCGUUAGCAUCUUCGAACGAGACCGAUUCUCGAAUCCAAAUUGCGGAGUUAAACGAGCACAUGGUUCACAUGACAAUAGGUCACAUGGUACCAGGACAAUUGGUCAUAGGUCACAGGAGAAUAGGUCACAUGUUGCCGUUUAUGUACAAAAUGGAAGACAUUCAGUUCUCUCCUAAGAUAAAUACCAAGUGUUACCCGUCGAAGACAAUAAAAAAACUGAAAGAUUUGUUAAGCCCUGAAGAAUGGAGGUAUUUCAGUCAUGAGUCGCAGUUUCAACAUUUGUUUCACAUGCAACUUGAUGGCACGCUGAAGAUGGCUCCAACAGCAUUCCUGAUAAACCAUUGUGUCACUGUGGAGGAUGAAAAUGAAUUAUGGUUUGUUCUAAAUGGUGUGCCCAUUAGAUACUCCAUCCUUGAACACGCUCUCAUAUCCGGAUUGAAAUGCGGUGAGUAUCCGGCUGGAUGGGAAUAUAUGAGGAAAAGCCAGUUUAGAAUGAAGACUUUUGGAAAUCGAAAGGUGUCUAAGGAGAGUGUGAUAAGGCAUCUUGAGAAGAAGCCAACUCAAAGGGUUGCUGAUAGGAAGAAACUGGCUAUUAUCAUGUUGCUCGGAGGAAUACUAGAUCAUGACACCACAUAUGAGUUUAUAAACCAUGAUUUGGUGGACAUGGUGGAUGAUUUGGCUUUCUGUGAGAGAUUUCCAUGGGGACGGUACACAUUUGAUAGAAUAAUUGAUCAAGUUAGAAAGAGUUUCGGAAGUGGAGGACCGAAGAAGAAAUGA
Messenger RNA from Tarenaya hassleriana, 807 nucleotides. RefSeq lists its product as uncharacterized. Lineage: Eukaryota; Viridiplantae; Streptophyta; Magnoliopsida; Brassicales; Cleomaceae. The record is from RefSeq and is a predicted model, not a curated record. The coding region runs from base 1 to 807 and encodes 268 amino acids. The transcript has 3 exons.